Molecule: messenger RNA, 2370 nt
Organism: Cladophialophora immunda
Lineage: Eukaryota; Fungi; Ascomycota; Eurotiomycetes; Chaetothyriales; Herpotrichiellaceae
Product: acetoacetate-CoA ligase
Exons: 3
Coding region: 95-2203 (702 amino acids)
Biological process (GO): lipid metabolic process
Cellular component (GO): cytosol
Molecular function (GO): acetoacetate-CoA ligase activity
Source: RefSeq, a predicted model, not a curated record
UUCUCAACGUCUCAUACACACCGCUCAUGUUUUAUAGGAGCGCGACGGUUGAGCACAUCUAGAUCGAGAGGGCUGUGUAUAUUUUCACGCCAUCAUGACUUCGGAACAUUCCAUCCCGCGGAAGCUGUGGCAGCAUCCAGAUCCGAAGAGCACUCAUAUGUACAAAUUCAUGAAGAAGGCAGAAAGGCAAACAGGCAAGACCUUCAAUGACUACGGCGCUCUUUACCAAUGGUCCAUCAAGCAGCGCUCCGAAUUCUGGCGACUUACGCUAGACUACUUCCCCAUCGUGUACUCUGGCAAGGCGCCAAACCCCGUUGUUGACGAGACGGCCAGGAUCGACACAGUGCCAAAAUGGUUUCAAGGAGUCAAACUCAACUUCGCCGAAAACAUCCUCUUCUUCGGAGACGGAUACGGUCGAGCUACAGCUAAUCCAGGGAAGGAAGACGAUAAGAUUGCUUGCACCGAGGUGAGAGAGGGCUGGCAUUCGACGGAAGCCAUCAGACAGGUUACCUGGAAAGAACUUCGACAACGAGUCGGCCGCUUGUCGCAGGCCAUGAGAGCGCAAGGUAUUCGGAAAGGCGAUCGAGUCGCCCUGGUCGCAAGCAACUCGCUGGAUACACUGACCGUCUUUCUCGCCGUGACUACACUGGGAGGUAUCUUCUCGAGUUCCAGCACCGACAUGGGAACCAAGGCCCUUCUCGAACGGCUGGUGCAAAUCGAGCCGAAGCUGAUAUUCAUGGACGACUGGGCGGUCUACAAUGGCAAACGGAUCGACCUGAGAUCGAAAAUGAAGGAUCUCGCGCGAGCGAUGAAAGAUGUCAGAGGCUUUCAAGGCAUUGUAGCCCAGGCCAGGUUCCAGGACGCCCCUGCUGAUGUCUCCUCCGUGCCCAAUUGUUGCACUUGGGGCGCCUUUAUUUCCGCCGCGGGACGCUCAUCCACGCUAGAAUUCGAGCAGGUGGACUUUGGCGAUCCCAUGAUCAUCGUCUACUCUUCAGGCACCACCGGGCUGCCAAAAGCGAUCGUUCACUCUGUCGGCGGCGUUGUACUGAGCGGCCACAAGGAAUCCACUUUACACCGCCAGGUAGACUCUACAUCAACUCAGCUACAAUACACCACUACUGGGUGGAUGAUGUACAUGAGUUCCGUACAGUUGAUGUUGACGGGUGCCAGACUCAUAAUGUACGACGGCAGUCCGUUCAUUCCGGACGUUGCCGCCUUGAUCCGGCUUGUUGACGAGCAGAAUAUCACGCAUUUAGGAAUUUCACCUCGAUAUCUGCAAACUUUGCAGAUGAAAGAUAUCAGUCCAAGGCGCAUUGCGCAACUACGGCACCUACAGAUCGUAACUAGCACAGGCAUGGUCUUGUCCGAUGCUCUUUUCCAAUGGUUCUACGAUGUCGGCUUCCCACCAUCGGUCCAGUUGUGCAAUAUCUCUGGCGGUACAGAUAUCGCCGCCGCAUUCGGGACUGCGAAUCCUCUGCUUCCCGUUUACGUGGGUGGCUGCCAGUGUAUAGCGCUAGGCAUGGCGGUCAGUGUCUUUGACUCCUCGAUAGAAGGCGGACGGGGUGUGAAAGGCCAACCAGUCCCUGACGGUGUUCCGGGCGAGCUCAUCUGCACCGAAGCUUUCCCCACAAUGCCCGUCAAACUCUGGGGUGCAGACGGCCAGAAACGAUAUUUCAGCAGCUACUUUGAGAAAUACGACGGCUGCUGGACGCACGGCGAUUUCAUCAUGGUCCACCCUGUAACCAAGCAGGUGAUUUACUUUGGUCGCGCGGACGGCGUGCUGAAUCCCAGCGGCGUGCGCUUCGGCAGCGCGGACAUCUACGGUGUGAUCGACACCUUUUUUUCAGAGACUGUGGCCGAUAGUAUCUGCGUCGGGCAACGACGGCCGCAGGAUGACGACGAGAGCGUGGUGCUCUUCCUGCUAAUGAAGCCCGGAAAGCGCUUCACAGCCGACCUGGUGAGAGAAGUCAAGUCGGUGAUCCGCCGAGAGCUCUCGCCGCGACAUGUUCCCCGCUAUGUCUUCGAGACACCAGAAAUCCCGACUACAAUCAACGCGAAGAAAGUUGAACUCCCGGUCAAGCAAAUCGUGUCGGGCAAGGUCAUUAAGCCGUCCGGGACUUUGGCCAAUCCACACAGCCUGCAAUACUACUACCAGUUUGCGAAGGAUGAAAACCUGGUGGCUCAGCCGACGGCCAAGCUGUGAAAUGGCAGUAGUAGACGGCCUUGUUUUGCCAGACAGAAGCAAAACUCGGAAGACCUCUUGGGUAUACAACUUGCGUUUGGUGGUAUAUAGACCAGUAGAAUAGAAGAGCCUCUGUACACUGGACGCUAGUCUCUAGGCGCGCGAAUGGAUGUUUUCCGACGAACGUA